Molecule: messenger RNA, 886 nt
Organism: Symsagittifera roscoffensis
Lineage: Eukaryota; Metazoa; Xenacoelomorpha; Acoela; Convolutidae
Product: putative polypeptide N-acetylgalactosaminyltransferase 10
Exons: 4
Coding region: 164-886 (240 amino acids)
Biological process (GO): protein O-linked glycosylation
Cellular component (GO): Golgi apparatus
Molecular function (GO): polypeptide N-acetylgalactosaminyltransferase activity
Source: RefSeq, a predicted model, not a curated record
UCAUGUUGAAGUCGGUAUAAAUUGGUUACCACCUCUUUUAGAUCCAAUUGCUUUGAAUUUUCGCGCAGUUGUUCAACCUACACAUGAAAUUAUAAGCGAGCACAAUUUUGGGUAUCGACCAGUUGACAAUAAUGACCUUCAAAGAGGCUCUUUCGACUGGUUCAUGACUUAUAAAAAGAUUCCAAUUCCUGAAAUUGAAGCAGCUAAGAGAAAGAGUCAGUCUGAUGUUUUCUUCACACCUGUUUUGUUUGGAGGUGUGUUUGCCAUUCAUGCUGAUUGGUGGAAAAAAUUAAAAGGAUUCGAUCCUUUUCUCGACAUUUGGAGUGGAGAGCAGUUUGAAAUGUCAUUCAAGACAUGGAUGUGUGGGGGUGAAGUGAUAGAGACGCCCUGUAGUCGGGUGGCGAGAGUGCACAGGGGCUCAAUGAAUGUUCCUUACUCCCCCCGAGCGGCGAUUGAGAGAAGCAUGAGCAACAUGCCCAGAGUGGCCAAUGUGUGGAUGGACGAGUACAAGGAGUUCUUCUUCUACAGGAAACCUGACCGGAGAUUCGCCAGACUCAUGACCGGAAUCGAGCAGAGAUUUGAAAUCAGACAAAAACUGCAGUGCCAUUCUUUUGACUGGUUCAUGAAAAAUAUCAAUUUCAACCAACCCACUUAUUAUCCUGCUGUCGAGCCUCGUUCCCAUGCUCACGGUCGAGCACGCUCACAGGAGCACAUGAUGAAGUGCAUUAACAGAUAUGAUAAGAAAUUAAUGCUCUCCAAAUGCGAAGGUGCGCCUUCAAUUUCACUCACAUGGCGAAAGGAGUUCAUAUUCGACAAAGACUCUCAGGCGUGUCUAGACGUCGGCAGUAUCUCGAAGCACGAUCGCAAACCGAUUCCGACAUGUUAG